Poeciliopsis prolifica (blackstripe livebearer) is the source of this 9746-nucleotide messenger RNA. RefSeq names its product nudix (nucleoside diphosphate linked moiety X)-type motif 14 (gene nudt14). Bases 68 to 796 code for a protein of 242 amino acids. The record is from RefSeq and is a predicted model, not a curated record. The transcript has 5 exons. Gene Ontology annotation, molecular function: metal ion binding; UDP-sugar diphosphatase activity. Lineage: Eukaryota; Metazoa; Chordata; Actinopteri; Cyprinodontiformes; Poeciliidae. Gene Ontology annotation, biological process: nucleoside phosphate metabolic process; ribose phosphate metabolic process.
AUUCCUUCACUGUCAGUGUGCAGAGACGGCUUCGGUAAAACCCCAAAUCCUGCUCCAGCUGUACAUUAUGGAAGAGAUUAAUAACGUUGAAGUCGUUCCGUGCACAGAGUCCGAAUACCUGAAGCCGUUCCGGGUGCUCUACAAUCAGAAUGGGACAAAGAAAUCCUGGGACUUUAUGCAGAGUCACGACAGUGUAUCUGUGCUGCUCUUCAACACCACCUCACACUGUUUUGUCCUUGUCAAGCAGUUCCGUCCAGCUGUUUACAUGUGUGAGUGGGAAAAGGCCAAGACGAAGACCUCUCAGGGCGCCGAAAAGACCGAAGAGGGCGAAGCCUCCGAAUCUCAAGAGGGCCAGUCGGCCUCGGCCGAGGAGAGCUCUCCCUCGUCCCAGUUGCCCCCGGCCUCGGCGGGGGUCACCUACGAGCUCUGCGCCGGCCUGGUGGACAAACCGGACCUGUCGCUGGAGGAGAUCGCCCGGCAGGAAGUGCUGGAGGAGUGUGGCUACGAUAUACCAGCCUCAAAGCUGAAGAGGAUUACUUCAUUCAGAUCAAACGUGGGUUUAAUAGGUUCGAAGCAGACCAUGUUUUACGCAGAAGUUUCCGACGACAACUGCGUGAGCGCCGGCGGAGGCGACGCGCGCGAGGGGGAACUCAUCGAGGUCGUCAAAGUCCCGCUGCACGAGGCCAUGACGUUUGCCUACGAUGAACGUAUACCCAAAUCCCUGGGGCUCAUUUUUAGUUUCAUCUGGUUCCAUAAUAACAUGUCUCCCAAGUACAAGAUAUCCACCAAUGUGUAACUACCGUUACUUAGCCACUAUUUCUAUUAUUUACCGCAUAGUAAAGUCGAACACACUGGCCAGGCACACCCUCUGCUCCCUCACAGCUCAUCAUCCUGUGUUGCCGUUUCUGCUUAUUGGUACACAAAGCAGGGUGGGCUCCUUGUUUUAUCCUCAUCACUUUUUUUUAUUUUUAUGUAUUUUAAUUCUAUGAAAAACCAGUUUGGUGCUGGUGAUCUUCUGAAAUCAAUUUUUUAAUAUGCUAAUUAUUUAUUUCUCAUGUGCCAUCUCUUGUUAAUGGCUUCAUAUCACUCCUGCACAAUUAAAGGAAGGCCUCUGCGCUCUUGGAUGUUUUCUAUUUUACGUCAUUGUCGCCUUUUUUUAGGUACUUUAAUUUAGGUACGAUAAUUCGCCCCAUAAGUUAUUGCGAUAAACGAUAAUAUCUUUUUUCGAGACCAUUUUCAAGUAAUAUAUCAUUAAACUUUAAUAUUUAAAGAACAUUUAACACUAGAAAUGGAAGAUAUUUUAAAUAUCCAAAAUAAAUAAACUGAAAUACUAAAUAAAAUUAAUUUUGAAGUCUCUGUAAAUAAAACUGUUCUUCAAUGAAGGGACUUGAGACUUUGGUCAUCCAAUUUUUGGUAGAAAGAUUAUUUAAAUGGAAAUUGAGCUCAUUUUAAUGGCUCAUAUGAUUAAUUGAUUUACUGCAACAGGCCUAAUUUAAACACCUUUGUAAGUUAGGCAUGGGCUGGUUUGUUCGGAGCCUUUCAGGGCAUGGGGAAGCUUUUUUUCUUUUGCGUUCCCUUGCAAUAAUACUGAUCAGUUCAUGUGGCACAAUCGAAUCCUGCAAGCCUUUCUUACAGCUGUAGCUUCUGCUUUAACUAAUGUAAAGUUUUUCCAUGAAUGUUAAUAUCUUUGUGAGAUAUCUGAAGUUUUAUAUCUUUUUAUUUAGUAUAGAAAUGCACCAUAAACAUGGUGCAUUUUUAUGGUACCUUACUACCUUAAAAUAUUAAGGUAGUUUUUAAAAAAGAAACAAAAAUAUAUCUAAACUAUUUGGACUGUUUCUGAGUUAUUAGUGCAGGGCAAUCAGUCACCUGACAGUUUUGAUUGUGUCUGUUGUGCUGGUACGCUGAAUGGUUUAAGGGCCGUUUUCAUGUGCAGUUCCAUCUCAACCUUAACAGACAGACAUAAAAAUGCAAAAUCGAGUUUCAAUCAGUUUUUGUUCACCAGAGCUUAUAAUAAUAAACACGUUUUCACUGAGCCUCUAUAAGAGCCACAUGAAUUAAAUAAGUAAUUAUUGAUAUGACAGAAGUGUGUGGCUUUGACACUUGGGUGGUUGGUGUGUCAAUGUUGCGUCACCAGUAUGAAUGGGAAGGUUACUGGUUUGUGUGUGAGGAAACAGGAGAAACUGGUGGUCAUAGUUUCUGUUGACCAUGUUGUAGUGCCGUUGAUCGUUGGCACGUGUGCAUUGUUUGGCCUGGUCCUUGUAAAGUUUGAAACAUGAUGAUCAAAAUGGGAUAAAUCGACAAGUGACAGAACAAAGAAUUGCCCUGGAGUUGAUUGAUUGCGACAGAUGAGAUUCCCCGAGUUAACCCAGAGCGGCCCUCUGCACAUUUAGACUCUUUAAAGAUGUACGUAUUUGAAAUAUUCAUCGACAUUCGUGACUGUAUACAAAAUAGACCAGCAAAUAUUGCAGUAAGCAUAUUGCAAGGGAACGCAAAAGAAAAAAAUGUCCCCUGGAGAGCUCCAUAGGUUUGACAUCCCCACCAGUUUUAUGGUAUUUUCUCCAAAACUGAGAGCAAAAAUGUAUAAAAUAAUCUUACAGCUUUAAUAUUAGAGUGAUUAUGUUGAUUUUGAUUCAUAAAACAAACACACACAACAUAACUGCCCUUCUUUUUUAUGACUGGAAAUAUUUCCAAAUUUAUCUUUGUUGCAUGUGAAGGUAAAUCAAGCUAACUGUCUGUGUUUCAACAACAUGUAGGGGAGGGGAAGUGUUGCAUUAGCUUAAUGUCUGCUGAAUAAAUGGUGCGGCCUGGAUAUACAGUAACAAUAACCGGCCCAUGCCUACAGUAGAAGGUAGUUAAACGUCAUAAACAUCUCAAUAAUGCAGAGACUCAUCAUUUAGAAACGCGUUCCACUUUAUAAGUACCUAAAAAGCAACAUUUUAACAAUGUAUUUAACCCACAUUUACCCUGAAUCUGAACCGGACAGCAGAUAAUCACCCAGUUAUGCAAAAACAUUGAGGUGAUCAGGCAAGCCAUAUGUAAUUCCUUCGAUCCCCAUCCUUUGAGCAAUAGCUGUUCUUCUACCCAAUGCUGAAAAAUCAUUUAUUAGCCUUGAAAUUAGUGCCAGUCGAGAUAUAAUCAACCCUCGAUCACACAGGGAUAUCACACCCAAUUUUACUCUGAGGGAACUGAAGCACAAUCAUGCUAGAAAAUUAUGUACAGCAGAACUUUCUGAAUAAAAUAAAAAAUAUAUAUGUAAUGUAUUUUUUUUUCAUUCUUUGCUGAUGACACAGUUUAAGCUCUAAUAAAAUUAGGCUCAUUAACACUCAAAUCCACUCUCGGCAUCUUUGUUUUAAAAGUUACCUACCCUUGCAGAUAAUUGGUAAGAAAGGAUCGUUUUUCUUUUCCAUAGGAACUUUAGGAAGACAUUAAUUAGCAUUUCCAAAAAUAACAUUCUUUCUACACAUGUUACAAGAAAAACCUCAAACUCUCAUGAAUACACAGCUAAUCUCUGAACAUCAGCAAAUUGCCAAAUCUCAGGUCCAACUAUUUCAACCUUAUACUUUUAACAAAUCUUUGAAUGUGACAAUGAUCAGCAUGUCAUUAUUUAUAACAUCCCAUUUCAGAAUCACUUCCAGCUUGUGUAUCCGAAGACAUCCGAGUGUCCUGUAUUUUCAUUAAAGAAGGGCUGGUACUUCAUUAAUUAUUUCAUGUGUAAAAACAAAAUAAUUCCCACACAGAAGUGUUAAAAUAAUAUGCAAGAUCUGAAACAACGGCCAUAGUGAUUGUGCAACACAGUGAUGUUCAUGUAGAGCAGAUAAAACGUCUCAAAACGAGGACAAAAGCAAAAUCAAGAAACUGAUAUGUUUUUAAAUGCAGUGCCACAAGAAUGCCUUGGGAGAUAUAAGGCUGUUUGAAGUGCAAUGUUAAAAAUACUUAUUAGAAAUCAUUUAUUUGGUGAUUGUGUUUCUAGGAAGUUGUACACCAAAACAAGAUAUAACAACAUUAGCUUAAGCCUAAUGUUGAUUUUAAUUCAACAAUAGUAAGGUAGUAUUUAAAAAUAUUUCUCUGGUUCAUUGAGUUUCCAGUUUUUCAGUAACAGCUGAUGCAGCACAAAUUUCUCUUUAUUUAUAUGAAACGAUUACUGACUCCAAACUUAAUUAGAAAAGUAGACCACUAAACCCUACUUAAGAAUAAAGUUUAGGCCCCAUUUACACUGGAUUAAGACCAAUUUUGUCUUUUUACUGCUGCUUUCCUGCUCAUUUUAUCACUUUGCUAACAGCAUUCAGAUCAUAUCUGUGUAAUUUUACAGUGUGCAUAACUUCCUACUGCACUGGUAUUGUUUACAUCUGGAAAUUUGGAGCAUGUGCACAACGCUGAACAGCAAAAAAUUUAUUAUUUUACAUGCCACUCUUGGUGCAUGUGAACAAAAUAAAACCUGGCGAUGUAGAUAUUAAUUUGGUGCAGUGCACCACAGCAAAGGGGGGGAAAUAAUGUAGAUAAACCAUCGAACAUCUCAAAACCACUUUUUUUUUUUCUUGCCGUAGCAACCGACAACGGCGCCACCUUAUGUUUCAGAAUUGAACACCAAAAACCACUGAAACAUUUCCCACAGAAAGAGCACAACGUUCAGUCUGUUAUGUUUUUAUUGUGACCUGUCAGUUGGUGUUUAGGUCAUCUUUUUUAUUUUGUAACUGAGCCAAAACAUGGAUAUCCUACGUCACAUCUACAUGUUAAGAUUGUUAAAGUCAAAAUAGUAUAACUGAACUACUUCCCUCUCCUUUGCUGAUUUUAUCGGGAUUAAAACUUUUUCCUAACAUUAUCCAGUGGUAGUGUUGAUAAAUGGUAACAAAGCACUGUGUCCCUUUUUCUUUUCUAUUUCAGGAGUACAAUUAAGAUUUAGCGCGUUAUAUUGACAACGUAAGCUAAAACCAAUGGUAGUCAUCGUAAUGUCUGACGUUUUGUGCCAUUUUCUCGCCAUUUAUUGGCUCAGCUGCAUUUAAUGCUUAUGGCUCCUUAAGACGCAUCUUAUUUAAUAAUGUCAAUUUGGUAGCAAAACUUAUUUUAUCACGCUGUAAUAAACAGUUGUAAAACGCUGACUACAUGGUAGCUAAUGUUAAAACGGCAAAAUAAAUGCGGGUAACCAGUGAUUUUAAAGGCUGUCCGGCUCUUGCUGCAGUCAAGUUGUAUGUGCGUCUGCUGUGUUUACAAAUAACUCCCGUAUAAGUGGGAAGUUUCUGCACCUCCACCAUCAGUUUCAGGUCCAAAGAGGAGGAGCAAACACCGUCAGGCUCAUUAGCUUAUCAGCAUUGAUGUAGGUAGAUUGAUAUUCUGGACAGGGCAAAAGCGACACUGCCAAUCAGGAUUUUGUGCAAUAACCUUAAUUGUAAGCACACAUCUGAGAGAGUGCAAUUAUUCAUCCAAAAUCUAUUUUCUUCCCAAUCAUUCUGAGCGGCUCACACAAUAACUCUGAAUGCUGACUGUUGUUUAGGAGCUGCGAUCCGGUUAUCGUACAAUUGUGUUUAUCAACCUCAGCUGCUUGCACUUUUUCUCAUCCUCUUCAUAUUAAUGAAUACAACUAAUAGGUUUUACAUUUGAACUGCAAGCAAACAACUCCUCUUCUCGUCUCCCAGCAACCUACAUGCGUAAUUUGGAGGUGUGUGUUCUUCACCCCAGAUAAUGCCUUGUACACACGUAACAGUCUUCGUAAAAACAAAUAUCUCUGCCACGUACAAACAGGAUCAGUCUCAGAAAGGGUUUUUAUACACAUGAACCCACACAAAUAUGUGACUCAGUGUUACUUUAAAUAUGCCAAACCUAUAGGGGGCAGUGUAGGGCAAAGCUAAAACCUACGUCAGCUGAUCAGAUUGCUUCAAAACAAUUUCCUAUUAGGAAUUAAACAUGGCGCCAGGUGGUUUGUGUGGACAGAAAGAUACUUUUAACUAGCUUAUUAGAAUAUAAAGUUAUAAUAAAACACAACACGAUGUUGUUUGGGAGUCAUGUCAAAGCAAGUAUGUACAUGUAUUGGCACAUUAUUUGGUGCAGACUGUAAUGGCUAUGACCCUAAAUCUCAUGCAAACACAAAAACUCAGACCACCUUGGCAUACAUUUUAUAAACUGUUUUUAGUGAUAUUAACCUGAGUUUUGUUUGGAUGAAAGUCCAAAACAAACAAAAAUGUAUUUGUUUUUCCAGAUAUCUGGUUACUUGCGGACAAGGCUUUCGAUGUGAAUGGAGCCUAAGUGGUUUUAGUUUUAGUUGGUCCGCUCUCAAGUUGUAAGUCCACAGACACAAAUUUCUCAUUUGUAGGACCAGUGGACUACCAACUCAUUGCAUAUUUAUUUAUCUUUUUCGGAUUCUAGUCAGUUAUUAAGAGAAAUUGCAGUGCUUCUCUGCCCUUAAGUCUUACUUCUUUCACAAUAACGAUUAUACGUUUGAUUAGAUUCUAACACCAUUUAAUGAUUUAUUUUCUUCCCAAACUGUGCAAAUACGUGGAUUGUAAAGCUGUGCAUUGAGUCACUGAGCUUCCAUCAGGAUACUACUUUCUUAAUUGAUCACUUGUUUGUUUAUUUUCUCUAAAAAGGAAUUUUAAAAACAACUUUAAAAUUAAAACUCUUAAGCCAGGUCACUUAAUAAGUCAAACUUUGAUACAUAUUGUAGAAACUUCACAAUCAGAAACAACAUGACCUGUUCAAAGAUGUCACAAUCGUGAGGCAGCUGUGAAUUUUACUUCACUUUAUAUUAUAACCAGCAACAAUUUUUAAAUCACCUACAAUGUACUUGUUUUAAAAAUUAUGCAGCGUAUUAAAAUAAAUAAAGCCAUAAACCAUUAGAAGAAAAAUAUUUUAAUAGUGUUCACCUCAAAGUUCAUUUACUUCUGGUUUAACGUUGAGAAACUAAUAAUAUAAAAGCCAUUUAAACUUGAAGGCCAGCAGAAACUAAACGUGCCUAUCAAAUAUGGACCAAGUUUUUUGUUUUUUAUGAAUGUGUUUUUAAUGCUGAGAGGGCUAAACACCAGAUAAAGUCAGUAGAGAAAGAUAGUUCAAAAUAACUUUCAAACGUUGAUAGAAAAUCUUAUAAGCACAAUUCAAAGAAAUGUGGAUUUGCUGGCAUUUUCUGGACUUUCUUUUCUGAAUAAAACAGCCAAAAGACGAGUUUGUGCUUCUUUAUAAAUGGAUAUACAGAAAAUAAUGAGCAGAACUCAAGUUGAUUUAAAGCUGCAUUUGGGCUUAAAAAAUAAUCCAAUCAUCAUCAAGGGACAAAAUAUCUGCAAAGUGUGAAGGUUAUGUAACUAAGAGUCAAGAAUGAGAUUACAAAAAAGGCGUUUGAGCAACAUGGUGGCACUUCAGGUUCGCCUGGUUGAGCCUGAUUCACGAAGAAAGCAGUUAUGCAUCAGAGCGAAAAGUUUGGCUAUAUUUCAGGAUUAGAGUUUUGCAGAACCAGUGGAAACAAAAGCUAUUUUUAAAAAAUGUCGAGUUGUAAAAAUUAUAAAUGCAAAGAAAGUGUAAAGGAUAUUUUUCCUUUUUAAUUUAAUGCAAACCAAUGCAUCGUCAGUUUGUGAAAUAUUCACAAAACUGGUCUAAGUGAAAACUUUCCUGGGUUUUUUGCAGUUCCGUCUUUGCUGGAGCAGUUUAUCAGAUGUAAAUUAAUUAAAAUUAACGAGUGUUUGGACAUUUUCACUUUUUUGUGCAGCAUAAUGGAUUUGAGCAGCAGUCUGGUGAAAAUUAGCCCGUUGUUCUACGCUGUGCUUCGCUUGGAAUCGAGCGUAACGGUGUAGAAAAGCAAUGUCAAAGGCUGGGACUGAGAUUGUUUUCAACAAAACAAACUUACACGAAAAUGUCUGAAUUUGCAGAGAAAUGUAACAAUAAAACACUAUAUAAUCUAUUUAGGGAAUUCAUCAAUAAAAUAGGUGAUUUGGGGGUUAAAAGCGUAGAACAAAAUUCCAGGUUUUGUCAAAAAUUCACAAUCAGUCCAACUGACAACUUUUGGAGGGUAUUUAUAUAUUGACUAUUUUCCCUGCUGGUACUUUUCAAUGGAUGUAAACUAAACAUGUAGAAUUUGGAAAUGGUUGUAAAUGUUCACCGUUUUUAGUGCAGCAUAAAUUCAGUCUGGUUAAAAAUAGAUAAAUUACGUUUUGGUUCGUGAAGAAAGACUGGAAGAGCAAAGGAAAGCAAUGGCCAGAUUACAUCUGGUAAUAGGCAAAGUAACACAAAACUUAAUUUACACAAACAUUUUAAAAUCUGCAAUGAAAUGUAAAGGUACAUCUUUAAAUAACCAAUGUAGGAAGCUAAUCAAUAUUAAAAAAACAGUUGAUUUGGGGGUUAGACUUUUAAGUAAAUCUUAAAACAUAAUGAAUAUUAAAAAAUUUAAACCAUUUGCUGAUUUUCAAAGAAACUUUUGUCAGCUGUCAAAAUCACAAAAUUGGUCUAAAAUAGGCAACUUUUGAGGGGUAAUUUUUAUUUACUUUUUUCUUUGUUGGUUCGCUUUACCAAAUGGAAACUAAUCACAUAAAUUUGGGAAUGCUUGUAAAUCUGCCCAGUUUUUUGUGCAGUAUAAGGAACAUAGUUGACUCAUUUGGCAAGAAAACAAAUCUACUUCCUAAGACAUCGAUCACCGUUAGACACCCAAGUUUCCUACUCAAUGAUGGCAUUAAAUGCACUUUGGACAGCUUAGAGUGAGGCAAGCCAUAUUUACGCUACUGAAAUAAACAGUAUUUAGUACUAAAUCAAUCAUGUAUGAGCUGGAUUUUAGCCACUUUCCCUGCGUUUCUACCUCCAUCUCUCAGGCCCACAACAAAAGUUUUUCUUUUUUGGUUCUUAAGGCAUUCUUUUGCAUCUUAAUGCUCCACCACACGUAUAACAAGUCGACACUCAAUGGUUCUCAGUGGUCACAAAAUAAAAUCAAUAAAAGAAUUUUACAAAUGUACAUGCUAUCUGUCAUGCGUUUUAUUUUCCUUUUGUUAAGGAUUUGUGGAUUUUCUUCACAACUUCUUACUGUGUUUCUGAUAUUUUGAGGUGGGAAAAUGUUAAAGGUGCUAUGUGUAGUAUCCUCUAAGAGAAUAUGUGUUGGUCUUAAAUAAAAUCACUGUUCAGGCCUGAGCAGCGAUUAAUUACCUCUGGUCAUUAGACAAAACAAUGGUUCUGGCUUUGCUGAGAAAUCCUGAAAAAUGCACUUUGAUUGUUGGACAAAGUGUGCAAAGUUGGUCACGUUUGCCUCUUUUCUUGCUGUCUGGAAGCCAAAUUUCCAGAAAACGACUCUAAAGUGGCUCAUUGUGACUUUAUGUUGUAGCUCUUGUUAAUCUGUUUGGUAAAAUAAUGUCCAGCGACGAAACCUACACACAAUACCUUUAAGUGAAAGACCUGUUAGGAUUUUGUUUUUCUUAUUGUAAACAUGAGUCAAAUGUAUUUUUUUCUUCUCAUUUUUCUGGUGUCUCACUGAAUUUGUGUUUUUAAAAAAAACAUUUUCAUAAAAAAAAGCUAUAAAUACAAAACAUUGCUGAUGUAUUAAUUUCUGUAAUUUUAUGCUUUGUUGAAAGUGUAUACACAUUGUGGGCGGUGUUUCUGGUAAUGCUUAUGUUUUGUUAAUUUAUUACCUAAAUGUUUAAAUAUUUACAUUUCAAAUAAAAAAACAGAAUAAAAUAAAAUAAAAAAACUUGGUACAAACAUACAGUGAUAAUUUAAACAUUGCAUGUGCACUAACUGUGUUGAAAUAAACUGCAUAGGUUCAAAUAAAAUGUGUUUGAUGCCCAAAA